UCGGCUUCGCAACAAUUGUCGAAAACAUAAAAAUUGAGUUUUUCCCCUCCGUCAUUUCAAUAGAAAAGGCGAAAUUUCACUAACGAACAACAUCAAGAAAUCAAACGUCUAUUCUUCACUCUAUAAGCAGUUCGACAGAAUCGCUCGGUCAACUACAUACAUAGAUUCUCGUACAUAGUGCAUACGUCAAUUCGUCAAUAACACAUCAAAUUGAAAUUACAAAAUUCUAUCAAAAUUCUGCGUAGAUAAUGGGUUCAGAGGAAAAUAUCAAUUACCAGUUGGCGGAAAACUUUAUAUUUUUUCACGAUAUUUUGAAGCAACCCGAAGAAGUGUUCGAUUGCCGGUCACAUGAAUACGAAUUGGCGUCCGCCUGGCUAAAUAAAUUGUCGACGGGUAUAUUUGAAACAACCGAAGAGCUGCGACAGCGCAACAUUUAUAUGAGUCAUUUGGUGGCUUGCCUUAAUUAUGGCAAACUCACCGGACCAUUCUUAUCCCCACCCAAGCAGAACCCAUUCCACGAUACAGCCGAUUUUCAGACUAAGGUGAAGGCGCGACGUAUCUGUCAACGUCCAACGCCUGGUAUGUCGACGUCGGAAAAGGCCUGCGCCGCUGGAGUUAGGCCAACUCCAUGUGAAUGCGAGUAUUUGUGUUGUGACAACGACGAAAGCCGUCGGGACCAGAAGAAGGAUUGCAAUGGAUCAUCAUUCGAUCGUAUCUGUGGCUAUAUGAAGCAAUAUGUAAAUGUGCCUGCUUGCCUCGAAGCAAGUCUACAGCCUAUAUUAAAAGUGCGUCAAGGCCAAUAUCAAACAAGGGAAACUGGCAACAAUAAAACAAAAGUGCCGUCCGCGCCGUCCUAUGCCAAUGGUGAUAGAUAUGAAAGAAGCGCUAGAGCUAGCGGUGUUAGCUAUAGAGAUUGUGGCAAUGUAGUCAUGAAAAGUGGAAAAAAGGAAGGUGACAAUACCCGGCAAAAUAUGGAGUUUGCAGAACAACAGACCUAUGGACGCAUAAGAGCAUUGCUAGAUGUGAUAUUUUCAGAGCUAAGUGGCGAGUCUACACCUGGCACCAAUGAUUUUCUCGAAUCUGAGCUGGCACGCUACAAGAAUUUCAUAAUGAACUAUUCGGUUAUGGGGGCCAAUAUGUUACAGUGGAAAUCUCAGCCAGCGUUGCGUUCAUUUUUGCUGAUGCAAUUGCAAAAUGAUUUGGUGAAAUUGUUGAAUGAAAGCUCCUAGCCAGAAGGCAAUAUGUAGUCAGUUCGUAAUUUGGACGGUCGUACGCAGCAAGCGAAUGUGCCCCUGCCAACUACACAUGGAGUGCGUGCAUGUAUUUUAGCUUUCUAUUAUUUUUUUGAAGUCUGAAUGUCACCAGUUUAAGUUUGCGAAUAACAAAGAAAUGUGCGACUAUUAAAAUAUAAUCUUUUCGCACUUUAUAUUAUGCAUUUUUCUUUGCUGAAUUUUUAUUAAAAUAUCCGCAAAGAGAUGACUUUAA
Anastrepha obliqua is the source of this 1485-nucleotide messenger RNA. RefSeq lists its product as uncharacterized. NCBI's taxonomy places the organism in Eukaryota, Metazoa, Arthropoda, Insecta, Diptera, Tephritidae. Bases 249 to 1229 code for a protein of 326 amino acids. The record is from RefSeq and is a predicted model, not a curated record. The transcript has a single exon.